AUGGAAAGAAAGUUGGCCGCAAACCUCGACGUCGCUCUUGUUGAAGAUGGAGCUCACUCAGAAUGGUUACCGAGUAUACCCUCCCAUAGGGCGCCCACCCACGGCAGGCGCGGUCCCGGAAGACCCAAAACCAUGCUCAAGACUCUGAUUGAAGAUGCAGGAGUUAACAACAAGGAAAAGCUGAUCAGUUGUAUGCAGGAUAGUGUUGUGUGGCGAAAAAAGAAACUUCCAGAGUACUUUGAUCCAUGGUGGAACAUAGCAACUAGACUUCAAGAACUUGUUGAUGAUGGAACACUUAGAGAAAAAGUGGAUAUGAUGCCUGACCUUGACUGUCGGCGCUUGGAGAUUGAAGGAGAGUGGCGAGUUGCCCACACUGUUCUUUGUUUCAUUACACAGUGUUAUGUCUGGGGAGAAGGCGAAACACGCAUUCCACAGUACCUUCCAGAGAAUGUUGCUGUUCCUUAUUGGUCAGUCUCGGAGCAUUUGGGUAUCAACGCCUUAUUGUGUGAAGCUUGCUCUGUUCUCUAUAACUGGGAGCUUAUUGAUCCAUCAGGCCCAUUGAUUAUUGAGAAUAUGAAAGUUAUUGUUCCUUUUGUGGGUGGCCAGGACAGCGAUUGGUUCUUUUUAGUGAGCUCCUUGGUUGAGAUGGAGUUUGGUCAUGGUUUGGCGGGUUUAGUCAAAGCCCAGCAGGCAGUGAAGGACUUGAAUACUGAUGAAUACAUUGCAGCUUUGGUCGAGGUUAAAGAAUCCCUCAGGAAGAUGCGAAAAGCCUUCCUAAGAAUGCGGGAAAGAUGUCAGCCCAGGGUUUUCUAUAACAAGUUCCGACCUUUCCUUGCGGGAUGGAACAGCAAGGCCUUCAAGGAAAAAGGUUGGAAGGGUUUGAUCUAUGAGGGAGUGAGUCCGGAACCAGUUAGUUAUGGAGGAGGCAGUGCAGCUCAGAGCUCAACAUUUCCGUGUCUUGAUGCAGCCUUGGGCUUGAAACACCAAUCACAAUAUGAAGCUCAGUGUACAAAGUUUGCGGGAGACAUGCCCCCGUUACAUCGAGACUUAAUCAAGGCAUUAGCCAUGGGUCCAUCUAUUCGCCAUUUUGCUACUUUUUGCAACAAUUCCAGAGCUCUUCUCGCCUACAAGGACUGUCUGGCAGCAGUCAUUGAGUUUCGUUCUGCCCACAUUCAAAUAGUUACAGAGUACGUCAUUGUCAUGUCUCAUCGGAAAGAUAACGAUGAGAAAUACGCCAAACAGGGGGCAUAUGGCACUGGUGGAAUGGGGAUUAUGGAGUUUUUAAAAGGCCUGCGAAGCACUGUGAAGACAGCAUUCCAUUUGGUGGAUGAAGGAACUGAGAUUAACUAA
Asterias rubens (European starfish) is the source of this 1350-nucleotide messenger RNA. RefSeq names its product indoleamine 2,3-dioxygenase 2-like. Gene Ontology annotation, molecular function: L-tryptophan 2,3-dioxygenase activity; metal ion binding; heme binding. NCBI's taxonomy places the organism in Eukaryota, Metazoa, Echinodermata, Asteroidea, Forcipulatida, Asteriidae. The coding region runs from base 1 to 1350 and encodes 449 amino acids. The record is from RefSeq and is a predicted model, not a curated record. Gene Ontology annotation, biological process: 'de novo' NAD+ biosynthetic process from L-tryptophan. Gene Ontology annotation, cellular component: cytoplasm. The transcript has 13 exons.